UUGGCACCAGAGUGCGUUGUGUCUUGGCCGAGUGUCUGAACUGGGAGAGACUUGACUGGCACAGGAGCUGGUGUCGUCAUGCCUUCUGUGUACUAGUGGGGCAUCACUUGGCACCAGCAUGACUGGUAUAACACUCGGAGGGUGUCCAUGCCAAGAGAAUUAAGAAGAAAAAAAUACUCCCAUUCAUAUCACUGUCUCCUUCAUAGGCAGUCCCUCUGGAUCGAGGAUGACUUGCCACCAAGCCGAUUCGAUGGGUUUUGAGAUUGCGGAUAAAUCACGCAUGUGAUCAGUGGACUUUGUUAUGUGGUGUUGAUUGAAAGCCCAGAAUCCCAAGGAGUAAUCAGCGGUGUUGUAUUCCUCAUCAUUCUUUUCUGUUUCAUCCCUGUUCCUUUUCUGCACUGCUGGGUGAAGGAGCAAUGUAUCAGCUUUCCUCAUGAUGUGUUUGUACAGCUGAUUGGGGCACUCCUUGUCAUCUGCUGCAUGAUAUUCCUGGGGUUCGCAGAUGACGUCUUGAACUUGCAAUGGAGACACAAGUUGCUACUGCCGACCAUGGCAUCCCUGCCUCUUCUCAUGGUGUACUUUACCAACUUUGGUAAUACCAUGAUUGUGGUACCAAAGCCAUUUCGCUUUCUUUUGGGUCUUCAUUUAGACUUGGGAAUCCUGUAUUAUGCAUAUAUGGGAAUACUGGCAGUGUUCUGUACAAAUGCUAUCAACAUUCUUGCUGGCAUCAAUGGCAUUGAGGCUGGACAGUCUCUAGUGAUUGCCACGUCCAUCAUUGUUUUCAAUUUAAUCGAGUUAAAUGGUGACUACAAAGAUGACCACAUAUUCUCCUUGUACUUCAUGAUACCAUUUUUCUUCACCACGUUAGGACUGCUGUACCAUAACUGGUAUCCUUCUAACGCCUUUGUGGGCGACACUUUCUGUUACUUUGCGGGAAUGACAUUCGCAGUGGUUGGGAUCCUUGGCCACUUCAGUAAGACCAUGAUGCUGUUCUUCAUCCCUCAGGUGCUCAACUUUCUCUACUCGGUACCUCAGCUCUUCCGUAUUGUUCCAUGCCCACGACACAGACUGCCGAGGUUAGAUCCUCGUACUGGAAAACUGGGCAUGAGUUACUCAAGAUUCAAAACUAAGGAUUUGCCUAGACUUGGAGAUUUCAUAUUAAGGGUGGCUGACAAAUUCCAGCUGGCAGAUGUGAAACGUGGAAUUGGAGAAAACGACGAGUACACAGAGUGCAACAACCUCACUCUGCUAAACUUUGUAAUAAAGCUGAUCGGCCCAACACAUGAGAGAACCCUGACCAUUAUACUUCUGCUCAUCCAGGUCACUGGAAGUGCUUUUGCUUUCACAGUCCGUUAUCAUCUGGUCCGCUGGUUUUACGAUGUUUGAUUCUCAAUCAAAAAUACUUGAGAUGUAGUAUGGGUUAUUCCUAUUCUGGGAGUGAGCUAUUUUCCUUAUUCCCCCAUACUGGAGAGUUAAUCGCUACUGUAGAUGAAUGUAAUUUUUUUUUUGUCUAUUUCCGGUAUCUAUUGUCUGACUGUUAAAUAAUGUGCCUAAGAAUUAAGUUUGAAGAUUUUUGGUUCAAUUUCCUUAGAAAUUUUUGGAAUCAGUUGAUGGAAUAGAGAAUGUAUAGUGACGGUUCUGUUUUUAUAUUUUAAGGGAUCACUUGAAAUAACAUGGCUAUAUGUUUUCUCCAGUUUGUAUGGGGAUAAUUUUAAAUUCAAUGUAAAAUUUCCCUGAGUAUGCACUUGGUGUAUUGCACACCUCGUUGAUGUAUGUUCCUGCAAAAUUCAGUGCAAUAUUUAAGGACUUUAGUUUAUUUUACAGUGAGUACAGUAUUUAAAAAGUACCUUAAAACUUGAAAUCUUUGUCAUCUUGAGACUAAUUCUCACCUUCAAUUAUCUUUGUUCGUGUGAUUCUGGGCUCUAAUGUGCAGUAAGACACAAGCUCCUGUAUUAUUGCACUUCCCUGUUUAGACUUGGACAUUUGGCAUCCUGAUUUAAAUUCAGUCAUAAAAUAUCCUUUCCAAUUUCUUGUAACAGUGUUAGAAUUUAAAUAGUGUCUGUCACUGUUCAUGCACUGGAUCUUCAGUGGUAUGAAAAUUUUGAGAACCAAGAACAGUCCUCACUUAGACAGCAGUGUACACUGGCAGUAAGUGAGAUCCCAUUGAUAUACCUGAGCCUCCUCCCAAAGACUGUGCAGCUUGAAAUUUUGAAUAUGGUGUGACCAAAUAUUAAGAUGACUCCAUUGCCAAUAACGCUAGAUAUGAUAUCAAAGGGCCUGUGUGCUAGCCUAUGCAACAGGGAACAUCCAUUUUAUAAUUUCAGGAAAAUAUAAAAUUGAACACAGGUGAAAAGAGAACAUUGCAAUCUAGUUAGGUGACACAUUCUCCAGUGACUCUUGCAGUUUUCCAGAAUAUGCAAACAUUUUUGGCAGUGUCUAAGAUACUGCAAGAGUUGUAAACGCUCCAUCAGUCAAAGAUAAUAGUCUGGCCAGAAUGCUGGUUAAAUUGCCAUCCUGCUUUAAAAGGCUAACUCCAGUCAAAAGGCAGGGAUGGCCAAGCAGCUCCUACAAAGUAGUUUGUACAUUUAAGGCAUGUGGUAUUCCUACGAGCCAUGGCUGGUAAUGAGUUUGCUAUUAGGCAGUCUGUUGCCAAGGUCAAAAAUCCAAAGAAAUUGCUUGUCAGUUAAACAAAAGCAAAAGACUGCUGGAAAUCAAAAAAUAAUGACAGAAAAUGGGAGCAUUCAGGCAACAUUUGUGGAGAAAGAAACUGACUCAACAUUUUUUAGGCUGGUCAACCUGAAGCAUUGACAUCAUUUCUGUCUCCACAGAUGCUACCAGACCUGCGGAUUGUUUACAGCAUUUUUGUUUCUAAUGCUGUUGUUUAGUUUUUUUUUGAGAAAGACGAGUGUCAUACUUGGAGACUAGGAAUGAAUGUAUAAGCAAACUACGCAGUGCAUGAAGCUCACAGAAAUGUUGCUUUGAAAUAUAACUGGUACGCUUCAAGUGAUAGUGAUUUGUUUUUAACACUUUGGAAUUCACAUCAACCUGGAACCAACUUACUUGAAAAUGCACAAAAUUAUUAUGUCAGUCUUGAUGGGAUACUAAUAACCAAUCUGAACUGGGCACUUAUUUAAUAUUAGUUUGCAUCAGAAGCAGAAAUCCUGUUGUCUGGAUAUUUUGGGUCUGAGAGAGACACUUUUCACUGUGAAGAUGAGCUGUUGCAGGCUAUGCACAUGGUUACUGAAGUUAUUUACCUACUGUUUAGAAGUCCUUUGUGUGAAUAAUUCACACCUUCUCUGUUAAAUUUGCUGUUGCUCUGGUAUGACCUCAAUUCAGUGCAUGGUAACUGGAAAGAUUAAUGAUUGAAUAAUUGAUUAAAGUGCAAGAGCAUAUCGCUUUUUAUAUGCAAGAUUAUAUGAAUUGUGUGUAGGUGUAUAAUUGAGACUUGGAUACUUUGGAAUUUAGGUAAUAUAAAUGGCAAACGUGAGUUUGACAAUUGUGACUUCAGUAUCUAAAUAAAAUCUUUAAAGAAAGGAA
Messenger RNA from Rhincodon typus (whale shark), 3537 nucleotides. RefSeq names its product dolichyl-phosphate (UDP-N-acetylglucosamine) N-acetylglucosaminephosphotransferase 1 (GlcNAc-1-P transferase) (gene dpagt1). Gene Ontology annotation, biological process: protein N-linked glycosylation; dolichol-linked oligosaccharide biosynthetic process. Gene Ontology annotation, cellular component: membrane. The record is from RefSeq and is a predicted model, not a curated record. The coding region runs from base 481 to 1386 and encodes 301 amino acids. NCBI's taxonomy places the organism in Eukaryota, Metazoa, Chordata, Chondrichthyes, Orectolobiformes, Rhincodontidae. Gene Ontology annotation, molecular function: UDP-N-acetylglucosamine-dolichyl-phosphate N-acetylglucosaminephosphotransferase activity. The transcript has 9 exons.